GGCCAUGGACUUGUAGUUAUUAGCACUUCUUUUACUAUUAACUGUAACACUCUGGAUCCCAAACUGGCGGCCUCACAUCUCCGGCUGACACGCGCCAAUGAUCUCAUUGACCAGAUCAAGCUCAAAGUGCUGCCUGUGUGGCGGGGGGCAGCAGGGGGUCAUGGUUGGGGCUGGGCUCAGUGUGUGCGGUGGGAGUCUGGGGAAGAGAGAUCGUCCCAGGGCCUGGAGUGUCCGCUGUGGUGUGUCCUGUGUCGAGGGGGAAGAGACAGACUCAAGCAGGCCUGUCAGAGAGGGAGGGGUGCCCUGCGGCUGCCCGCAGACAUGCUGAGCCUCAAGCUCCCGCAGCUUUUUGACAUCCACCAGGUGCCACAGGUGUUUCGAGAGGACAAUAUCAUGUCCGGCUAUCGACAUCCCCGGAGCUCGGCCCUGGACUGCAUCCUCAGCAGUUUCCACAUGACCAAUGAGACGAUGAAUAUCUGGACCCACUUCCUGCCAACCUGGUACUUCCUGUGGAGAUUCAGCAUGCUGUGCUUCACUGUAGACUUCAUGUCGGAGAGCUACACCUGGCCUCUGCUGGUCUACAUGCUUCUGGUCUGUCUGUACCCCUUUACCUCCAGCUGCGCUCACACCUUCAGCACCAUGUCGCCAGAAGCGUGUCACAUCUGUUACUUCUUUGAUUACGGAGCGCUCAGCCUGUACAGUCUCGGCUGUGCCAUCACUUACGGCUUCUACGGGAUGCCCGACUGCUGGGUUAACAGUCGGCUUCACCAGUAUUUCGUGCCCAUCGCCGUUGGCAACACGCUCUUUUGUACCAGCAUGUCUUGUUACUCGAGGUUUGUAGAGGCGCAGUUUCCACAGAAAAGUAAAGUGUUGCGGACAUCUGCAUUUAUUGUUCCCUUUCUCUUUGACAGCUUGCCGCUGUACUAUCGACUGCUGUCGUGCUGUUGGGGGAGCUGUAGUCCAAGUGAAGCUCUGGCCAGUCACUCUUACCAUUUGAUCUUUGCAUUUCUCACAUGCUUCCUGUUUGCAUCUCACCUACCAGAGAGACUGGCUCCCGGUCACUUCGACUACAUCGGUCACAGUCAUCAGCUGUUUCACGUGUGUGCUGUAGUGGGCACCUAUUUCCAGAUGGAGGCAGUGUUGGCAGACAUGACGUCUCGCAAAGAGUGGCUGAUGUUGCACUCGGCUUUACCUUCCUUUAUGGGUACCCUGGGGAUGUUCACUCUGGGUGUCCUCCUCAACCUCGCUGUCAUCGGUGCCUUCAGCGCCAGUUUACUGCGAACACCCCACCAAAGCACUUCGGCCUCCGGUGCCGCCCGCGCACAGCAGGCACUUCCUGUGGACAAGGAAGAUUAACAAGCUUUCUUUACACAGCCAAUGUGAGCUCUGCACCCCUGCUCACAUUAAACCUUUUUUUUUUUUAAGAGAAUUUGACUCUCAAGCACAUUUCAGUCACCUUCACUAAUCUAGAAUCCUCUAGUUUUGGUAUUUGUGUUGCUUAUUUUCUACUAAACGUUGAUAUUGAGAUAAUUUAUUAUAGGUCCCUUUUAUAGCUGACAACCCUGAUAAUAAUCAAGACCUUUCCAUUUUAGUUUUUAACUAAUGUGCCUUAUUUGAGAUAUCAAUACGAAAGGUCAAGGGUUAAAUGACGUGAAUAUUAAAUGUUACAAGUUCGUAGGGAUAUUUUAACCUUGUAGGGGUUUCAUGUUUGCGUUACUACAUAUAAAUGUUACUGUAACAUUUGACUGGAGAAUGACUAAGUAGCAUUAAUCAGGGAUUUUAUAUAAGAAUUAAUAUCGUGAAUAUUAACAAUUAACGGAUGCAUCAGUUAUUAAGGUUUAUGUGUUGCAUAUCCAAAAAUGUAAUGGUCAAAAGAUAAAGAUGGUAAAAAUCUCCAUCUAAUCUAAAUGACUGGCAGGUCUCUACUCAUAUGAGAAGAAAUGUUGCCCCUUUAAAUAUCUAUAUUUCUCUAUCAUUCCCGUCCCUUAUUAUACAACUGUAUUAUGAGUGCAACAUUAUGUUGAUAUACUGGACCACUUUUGAAUAAGCUUAGAGCUCCAAAAGCAUAAGUUACAUAAAUUUAGGGCAAAAUGGCUCUGAAAAAUAUUUCCACUUUUAUGUCUUCACACCAUGAGAAAUGUCUAAACAUGCUCCUGCUAAGCUCUGUCAUCUCAUGGGGCUGUACUGGUUUCUUGACUGUGGUUUAGAUGUUUGUCAGAUAUAGUUCAUAUGCAUUUGUUACAUGUUACUGUGGUAUUGUUUUGUUCAUUGCAGGUUUAUGGCAUACAAUACACUCACUGUAUUUACAAAGCACAAGGGUUUCUGUUUGUAUAAUAUUUACUUCUUGCCAGUGCAUUUUGUAUCCUGGUGCGGUGCAUAACUCAAAACAAGUUUUACAUUGUGUUGCAUGUUGCUAUUUACACUAUACUCGCUGCUCUUAAACCAGAAAGCCAAACUAAUCAUUAUUUAGGCUAAGCUGUUAACCUCUGGCUCUCGUUUUUCACUUACGGCCAGCACUGUGUUUCCUUAGUCUGACCUAACGCUAACAGACAGGUACGUCAUUCUGUGCAACUUCAGCUGCCUAAGGGCAAAAGUUUAGCAGAACCUUUUCUAACUAGCUCUGAAGGUCGAUCACAUGGUGGUAAUGACAUUUUAAUUGGUGUUUAUGAAAGGGAUCUUGGGUUAAAAUGGAAUAGUAUGUGUUUUAAAGGCUAGUGGCGGUAAGAUUCUGUAUUUCCUCACAUUGUAGCUCGGAAACAGAAAUUGUGUGUUUAUCAGUUAAAACUCUAAAUGAAGUGAGAGAUUUUAAUGUGAAUGUGACCGGGAACGACAGUAUUUCAUACAACAGAAAGAGAACUGAAAUGUAAGGUACCCCAAUCCCGGUGUGUUUGUUGGCCCAUAUGAAUGUAUUACGGUUUAAAACUGUCCUUUUAAGUGCCCUUUAAUGUUACAAUGUAGCAUUUGAAAUUACCAAUGUAACUAAGAGAAUAAUUUUAGUUUUUUAAAGGUCAUUGAAUUUUUAAGGGUGUAAGCUUUGAGAAAGACGAGCCUUUGAGAUGCAGUUCAAAGAUUAAAUUUUUUUGUUAUGAGAAAUGUUUUUCCCUUCAAAUCAAGGCUGUAAAAUGAAAUGGCUCGUAUUGUAAAUUGGCAUUUUGAAUUGUUUUUGUAACACCUGAAAAUGUGAAAAAUAUGAUUGUUUUAAAAUAAUGAUUAAAAUAAAACUGACUUACGAUA
Triplophysa rosa is the source of this 3234-nucleotide messenger RNA. It is a transcript of the gene paqr6, whose product is annotated as progestin and adipoQ receptor family member VI. The record is from RefSeq and is a predicted model, not a curated record. Gene Ontology annotation, cellular component: membrane. The transcript is spliced from 8 exons. NCBI's taxonomy places the organism in Eukaryota, Metazoa, Chordata, Actinopteri, Cypriniformes, Nemacheilidae. Gene Ontology annotation, molecular function: signaling receptor activity. Bases 322 to 1356 code for a protein of 344 amino acids.